Molecule: messenger RNA, 5728 nt
Organism: Labrus mixtus (cuckoo wrasse)
Lineage: Eukaryota; Metazoa; Chordata; Actinopteri; Labriformes; Labridae
Product: hemicentin-2-like
Exons: 23
Coding region: 109-4593 (1494 amino acids)
Source: RefSeq, a predicted model, not a curated record
AAGGAAAUGUAGGCGUUAAAAACACCCUGAUAUCUGUCUUCUGUUCACUCACUGCAGAGGAGGAGAGUCUUCUCUCAGACGAUAUCCUUCUUCAUUUCACACAGAGAGAUGAGAGGAGCAGCGAUGAGUUUAACUGCAGCAGUGAGUGGAUUUAUCGUCCUCCUCCUCUCUGUGUCAGUGGUUCAGGGUCAGGGCAGCUGGAGAGUGACUUACUCUUCUCUUCAGAUCUGUGCUUAUAAAGGAUCAACUGUGGAGAUGAACUGCACCUUCACAUACCCAGAGAGGACAAAUGGAGAAGUUAACUCACUUCAGAAAACAUUCUGGUUGAGAAAAGAUGGUUAUUAUUACAAAGAUGUAGAAACAGACUCAGAGUAUUCAGGUCGUGUGCAGAAUAUCUGUGAGGGGAACAAAUGCACUCUGAGAAUCACAAACCUGAGAGAGACAGACUCGACUGAGUACAGGUUCAGAUUCAUAACAAACAAAGACAGUUAUUCUGGUCGACCUGGGGUCACUCUGUCAGUCACAGAUCUCCAGGUGAAGGUGAGCAGACCACAUGAGGCUCUGCUCUUUGAGUGUCUCAGUGGACUUUCCAGUCAAACCUCCUACAUCUGGUUCAGGAACGGACAUCAAAUCAAACAUCAAACAUCAUAUUAUUAUUAUCCACCAGAGCAGCUUCUUCAGACAGACAGUUAUUCCUGUGCUCUAUCAGGACAUGAGAAGUGCCCGUCUCCUCCAGUGUAUGCUCCAAAGCUUCUCUCUGUGUCAGUGAUUCCUGCUGGUGAAAUCAAGAAGAACAGUUCAGUGACUCUGACCUGUAGCAGUGAUGCUAACCCAGCAGCUACUUUUAAAUGGUACAAGAGAAAUCAGACCUCUAAAUACCUUCAUGAAGGAGCUCAGCUGAUCUUCAACUACAUUCAACCCUCUGACUCUGGAGAGUAUUCAUGUAAAGCUGAGAACGAUGUGGGAAAGCCGACCUAUAAAUGGAUCUCUAUUGAUGUGAAAUAUGCUCCAAAGCUUCCCUCUAUGUCACUGAGUCCCUCUGCUGAGAUAGUGGAGGGCAGUUCAGUGAAUCUGACCUGUAGCAGUGAUGCUAACCCAGCAGCUAAUUACACCUGGUUCAAGGAGAACCUGCUAAAAGGACAAGGGCAAAGUUAUUAUUUCCCGUCCAUCAGGUCUGAAGACAGAGGGAUUUACUACUGCCAGGCUGAGAAUAAACAUGGACAGAUCAAAUCUCUGCAACAUUUGUUAGAUGUCCAGUAUGCUCCAAAGCUUCCCUCUGUGUCAGUGAGUCCCUCUGCUGAGAUAGUGGAGGGCAGUUCAGUGACUCUGACCUGUAGCAGUGAUGCUAACCCAGCAGCUAAUUACACCUGGUACAAGGAGAACAAUCAACCUCUCAGUAGAGAAGCUCAGCUCGUCUUCAGCUCCAUCAAGUCCUCUGACUCUGGAGAGUUUUACUGUGAAGCUGAGAACACGCUGGGGAGAAGGACAUCCAAACACAUCUCUAUAAAUGUCAAAUGGGGAGGGAAAUCAGUGGCUGUUGCUGGAACAAUCACGGUUGUUCUCCUGGUUAUCGUGUUCCUCUCUGUCCUCGUGUGGAUCAGACAAAAGAGGGCUUCCAAUGAACCGUCUGAGGCUGAAGAGAGACAAGAACACACGGAGCAGGGACAACCAGAGGAGCAGGAAGACCUUCAGUAUGCCAGCAUACACUUCUCUAAAACCCAGGAGCCUCUGUACAGCAAUACCAGACCAGCUCAGCCCCCCAGAAGAACGGAGCAGCAGGACGUCACUGAGUACGCUGCUGUCAAAUUUACCAGGAACAGCAGCGCCAUGAGACCUCACCCCAGUGUGUCUCAUGGAUGUGAUGAACCUGUUGAUUUAACAGAGACGAGAGGAGCAGCUAUGAGUUUAACAGCAGCAGCGAGUGGAUUUGUCGUCUUCCUUCUCUCUGUGCCAGUGAUUCAGGGUCAGGCUGGCUGGGGAGUGACUUACUCCUCUACUAAAGUCUGUGCCUUAAGAGGAUCAACAGUCGUACUAAGAUGCACCUACAGCUACCCAUCCCAAUUAAAUCAUCAAUCCACUACAGUUCAGAAGUCCUUCUGGUUUACUAAAGUCCAGGAUGGAGAACCUGUAGAUCUGCAAACAGACUCACAGUACACAGGUCGUGUGACGUACAGCUCUACCUGGAAGGACUCCACUCUGACGAUCACAAAUGUGGGAAAUAGUGACUCAGCUGUUUACAAGUUCAGGUUCAUAAUAAACCAUCAAGGUGGAAGUUAUACUGGUAAUCCCGGAGUCACUUUGUCCCUCACAGAUCCAGAUCUUCAUGUGAAGGUGGGCCCAUCUACAUUCUCUUCUUGGGCAGAUCUGACGUGUGUCAGCAGUUGUACUCUCCCUCCUCAUUCCUCCUACAUUUGGUUCAAGAAUGGAGGGGAAAUUCCCACAAAAACAUCCUCGACUUACUCAGACUCCUUUGGAUAUGCAGACAGCUAUUCCUGUGCUUUAAAGGGACACCAGGAUUUCCCCUCUCCUCCAGUGUGUGUUCAUGGUAAAACCUGUAACAGAGUGAAGUACGAUGUCAGAACCAUCUGUGCACCCAAAGGCUCAUCAGUGGACAUUUAUUGUACUUACAACGGUCAUGAAGCGGUCACUUCAAAGUCCUGGUUCAGUCCUGGACGUAGUGAUCAUUGGUAUCAGUCAAAUCGUGUUCAGGUCUCUGAAAGAGAGAGAGGACGCUCCACUCUGAGAAUCUCUGACCUGAGAGAGAGCGAUUCAGCCCAGUAUCGUUUCAAAUUUACAACAAGAAGCUUUGAAUGGAGGAGCAGUUUACCUGGAACAACUCUGACUGUCACAGCGUUACAGGUUCAGGUUAAAAGGAUAAGAGCCGGUCAGCAUUUAAUUGAGGUGGAGAUGACGUGUCACAGCAGCUGCAGUGAAGUCGGUCGUCUCUCAUACGUCUGGUUCAGGAACAAACAGAAAAUAACCGGAGCUGUGACUUCUACCUAUAAAGACUGGAUUUCUCUUGAGGAUGAAAUCUCCUGUGCCUUAAACGGACAUGAUCGAUUCCCCUCUCCUUCAGUGUAUGCUCCAAAGCUUCUCUCUGUGUCACUGAGUCCCUCUGCUGAGAUAGUGGAGGGCAGUUCAGUGACUCUGACCUGUAGCAGUGAUGCUAACCCAGCAGCUAAUUACACCUGGUACAAGAAGAAUGGGAACCCAGACUUUCAACCUCUCAGUAAAGGACCAGAGCUCGUCUUCAGCUCCGUCCAGUCGUCUGACUCUGGAGAGUUUUACUGUGCGGCUGAGAACGAGCUGGGGAGGAGAACAUCUGAACACUUUAUCUCUGAUGUGAAAUAUGCUCCAAAGCUUCCCUCUGUGUCACUGAGUCCCUCUGCUGAGAUAGUGGAGGGCAGUUCAGUGACUCUGACCUGUAGCAGUGAUGCUAACCCAGCAGCUAAUUACACCUGGUUCAAGAAGAACCAAAAAGCACCUCAGGGACGAAAAGGCAUUCAUCAUUUUACCUCCAUUAGCCCUGAGGACAGAGGGAUGUACUACUGCACAUCUGAGAAUCACUAUGGACGGAUCAACUCUUCAACUCUAUUUGUAGAUGUCCAGUAUGCUCCAAGGCUUCUCUCUGUGUCAGUGAGUCCCUCUGCUGAGAUAGAGGAGAACAGUACUGUGACUCUGACCUGUAGCAGUGAUGCUAACCCAGCAGCUAAUUACACCUGGUACAAGGAGAACCAAACACUGCUUCAAGGACAAGUUGGCAUUUAUUCUUUCACCUCUAUCAGCUCCAAGGACAGCGGGAUCUACUUCUGCAGCUCUAACAAUAAGUUUGGCCAGAGAAACUCCACAGGAUUACAUGUAGAUGUGCAGUAUGCUCCAAAGCUUCUCUCUGUGUCAGUGAGUCCCUCUGCUGAGAUAGUGGAGGGCAGUUCAGUGAAUCUGACCUGUAGCAGUGAUGCUAACCCAGCAGCUACAUACACCUGGUACAAGAAGAAUGAACUCACCAUGAUAGCGUCAGGACAGAUCCUCACCAUCAAAGACAUUAAGUCUGAACACAGUGGGAAUUAUUACUGUCAAGCCCACAAUAGUAGAGGACUCUGUAACUCCACCUUUCAUUCGAUUGUUGUUUCAGGUUCAAUGAAAUCAGUAGCUGCUGGAUCAAUCACUGCUCUUUUUCUGGUUAUCAUUUUCCUCAUCAUCAUCUUCCUAUUCAUAAGAAGAAAGAGAUCCAACAAGCCUGAAGAGAGAGCAGACAACGGAGGACAGCUUCAGGUGGCUUCAGUCGGUGAAAACUCUUCGGCUUCAGCACAAAGAAAACCAGCUGAGGUACAGGAAGAACUUUGUUAUGCCUCUGUGACCUUCUCUAAAAACCAGGAAGAGCCUCUCUACUCUAACAUUUUGCAAGCCCCGCAAAACAGACCGAGACAAAGACCAAACCAACCCAGGAAGGAGGAGGAGGAAGAUUAUGAGGAUGUGGACUACACGAUGGUCAAAUUUGAGAGAGCUAGUGCGUCCACAGAGUCAAGAAGUGCGGAGGUUGUGGAUGAUCAAUCUGCACUGUACAGCAUGGUCACUAAGAAACCACGAGUAUGACCAAAGCGUUAAUGAGUGAGGGUUCUGUUACCUCACAGUGUUGAAGCAAAUAUUAAAGUACAUUUCUCUGGACCGAUUCAGUCAAUGAUUCGAUAUAAAACACAAAAACAAACAUGGUGUCUUCUACUUCCAUCAUAAACAUUUACAAGUUUGUUUUAGGGGACUGUCUUUGCUUGUUUUUUGUAUCUUGCCGUAUUUUACAUUUCUAUGAAGGCCCUUGCUAUGCUUCUUUUAAAAAUGCUUAAUAAAAGGAAUCUACACGUCCAGGAUCUGUACUGUUAGGGCCAUAUGUAAAUGUGAUGUAUUUAUGGUUAAAGAUUGCAAAAGAGCCAAACAUUAAGACAGAAAAAAAAUGUGCUGGUACAUUAUUGUUUAAUUGUGCUUAUGUUGGUUUUAGCUCAUGUUCCCCCCUCCCCCCCCCCACACACACCACCAGUUUAAAAAAAAAUCAGUGCUCAAGCUGACGUGUUAAACUGCUGAUUACAGUCAUUUACUUCAAAUAACUGGUUAUAUCUAACACUGUAUUUAAGUGCCCUACUUUUUUUUCUGAUGUAAAAAGUUGUUGUUUAAAUGCUGAUGUUUUUCACUCUUUUCUCACUCCCUGGUUCUCACUUUUGCUUUCUCUUUUUGUUUCUUGACGAUGAAUAUAGGCUACCUACUGCACUCUGAUCCUGGCACGUUUGAAUUCAUGGUGUCAUGUAAACCCACGCGGGCUGGGCAUAAAAAUGUAUGUAUGACACAAUAAAAAAAUGAAAUAAAAAACUUCAAACUUCCUCAGCCAAUAAAAUCAGAUCCCAAGCUGUAAGGGUUUGAAAAGAGUUUUAAAUGACUAAGAUCUCAUGUUGCCUUAAAUCUUGUGUUCUGCCUGGUCAAUAAGUCAUAACCUAAAACAGUCCGACACACUGCCUUGUGAAGAUUAAAAAAGCCUUUACUAUAUCGUCCAAAGCAACAAGUAACUGUUGGAUUAAAAACCCCGUUCUGUUUAUAGUUCAGUGUGCGCUGUUUCAAACGGUCUUGGUCAGAACUUCUCCUUCAGCUGUCUUCAGAUGUUUCAACUAUUUUAGUCCACAGGAAAACCACGCUGACAUCACUUCCUUACUUAAAUAAACUGGCUUUGAAUUUUUUUUAAAACGUG